AUGUUACACUCGACCAAGCGGGAAUUCUCUCUUCUCGGGCUAAGUCUCGGGCAACAUCCAGACCACGAACAGCAGAACUUGGAGUUUGCGACGGUCUUUAGAACUCUUGACUUCUUUUCUAGCAAGUUAUCAAAGCCGCCUUUCCCAGAACUGAUCUCAUACACUGCAAAUUGGCUUAAUCGGCGUUUGUUCAAGGUCACACUAGCCUGGAGUGAAGACGAUCAUGGCCCUAUCGGUUCUUUGGCUGGCAGCCUUGAUUGGGUUGGCAGUAAGCCUCAAUUUGCGAGGCAAACCUUCACUCAUCAUCCAGAUCUCACACAGAGAGCCGCAGUACAGAAGAUUGUCUCAUGGGACGAAAGGUCUCUUUUCAUCAAUGGAGAGCGAGUCGUUCUAUUCAGCGGCGAAAUCCACCCGUUUAGGUUGCCCAUUCCAACCCUGUGGUUGGAUUUAUUCCAAAAGCUCAAAGCAGUGGGCUUCAACUGUGUUUCCUUUUACAGGGAUUGGGCUCUUCUUGAGGCAAAACGGGGACAUUACAUAGCGGACGGUAUCUUUGACCUAAACCCUUUCUUUGACGCAGCGAAGCAGACUGGAAUCUACCUCAUCGCCCGCCCAGGCCCAUACAUCAAUACUGAGGUGUCUGGAGGCGGUUUUCCGGCUGGAUGCAACUUCCCAUCAAGUUACAUGAGAAACAUGGUCAAGACCAUAGCUCAAGCACAAAUCACCAAUGGAGGCCCCAUCAUCCUCUUUCAACCUGAGAACGAGUACAACGGAAAUUACAUGCAAUACGUCAUCAACCAAGCUCGCGAUAACGGCAUAUUAGUGCCAAUCAUUAGUAAUGAUGCCCAUCCGAGCGGCCAUAAUGCUCCAGGGACUGGUCCUAGCGAGGUGGACAUUUAUGGCUACGAUGCAUACCCUCUAGGUUUCAAUUCCGCGCGACCGGAGGACUGGCCCGCUGGUAAAUUACCGACCAACUGGGCAGAUCUUCACCUCCAGCAAAGCCCAAACACACCAUUUUCUAUCCUCGAGUUCCAAGGUGGCUCCUACGAUAUUUGGGGCGGGAAUGGAUACGAAAAGUGUGCAGAACUUCUCAACCAGGAGUUCACGAGAGCCUUUGGUGGCACCAACUGGGGGAACUUGGGUUACCCGUGGGGCUACACUUCUUAUGAUUACGGUGCAACUAUCGCUGAAGACCUCACAAUCACUCGCAAAAAGUGCGGCGACGCCAAGCUUUUGGGGUACUUCUUCUCCUCUAUCCCGGCCUACAGGGAAGCUGUGCCGCGAAGAGCAACAACAGCGCUGACGGCCACUGCCGACCUGACCGUCACGCCGCUCUCUGCCAAUGAGACUGGAUUCUGGGUGUUGCGUCAUACCGACUAUUCUCAGCGGAAGAAGACAGAGUAUGAAAUCACCCUUCCCACAAGGACAGGUAACAUAACGAUUCCGCAGCUAGUUGAGAAGCUGACCUUGAAUGGUCGGGAUUCCAAUAUUCUCACCACCGACCUGCAGCUGAGCGGUAACACCAAUCUUCGAUACUCAAGUGCCGAGAUCCUUGCCAUCACGGAAACGGGUGGCUGGCAAGUCCUCGUCUUGUAUGGCCGAGCCGACGAGCGUCACGAGUGCGCCAUUGACAUCCCGCGCAACGCAAAAAUCUAUGAGCAUCGUGAAGGCGCUGGGUCAUCCAUCAAAACCAAGAGGCAAGGUGGUUCUCUUGUCGUCGCUUGGGAUGCAGCAAAAGACCGUUCAAUUGUUGACGUUGGAAGCACACGGCUGGUUCUGCUUGGGAAGGAUUCUACCUACGACUACUGGGUCGUUGACUCGCAAAACUCUGGCCCGAAACAAAAGAUCAUCAUCAAGGGGCCAUACUUGGUUUGGAGUGUACGCGUGCAGGGUAACAGACUCGACAUCUCGGCAGACUUCAACCAGAUGACCACUGUAGAAGUAUUCGCCGUGCCCGCUCAAGUCAAGGAUCUAUUCAUCAACAACAGCGAGUUCAAGUACUCGGAACCCAUCAAGGGCGUUUGGUCAACGAAUGUCUCGUUCGAGGCGCCGCGUAUCAGUCUUCCCGACUUUUCCACUAGCAGCUGGAAAUUCAUUGACAGCCUACCAGAGGUGAAACCCGAGUAUGACGACGCUAGGUGGCCCGAGGCGGAUUUGCGAGACUCGCACAAUGACUAUCGCGCUCUCUCAACGCCAAGUUCUCUCUCCGUGUGGCUGAAUGGCACUUACUUGGGAUCAUCUAAGGUCAACGCUACAAGGCCUGACGCCAACACGACGUACGAAUUCCCCCGGUUGGAUCAAGGCCGCAGAUACACCCUCACUAUUCUUCAAGACAACCAAGGAUAUGAGCUUAACCCCUGGGUCGGGGACGACGAAAUGAAGCAUCCACGAGGCAUUUUGAACUACAUCCUUCAGCAACGGGAACAAGAAGCAAUAAGCUGGAGAAUUACCGGGAAUCUGGGCGGAGAAGACUACCAGGAUCGUGUCCGCGGGCCAUUAAACGAGGGUGGUAGCUUCGUUGAGAGAAAUGGCUUUCACCAGCCCGGACCACCGACUAAGGAGCGUUCAUGGAGUAAACGGAAUCCAAUUACAAAGGGCCUUUCUGGACCGGGCCUUGUAUAUUUCACCGCAUCCUUCGAUCUGAAACUCCCCCAAGGGUGGGAUGUGCCACUCUUUUUUUCAUUCGCCAACGAGACAGUUCCUACGCCAGCUUAUCGUGCGCAGUUGUUUGUCAACGGGUACAACUUUGGUCGUUACAUCAAUGAAGUGGGCCCCCAGAAGUCUUUUCAUGUACCUGAAGGUGUUUUGAAUCAUCAGGGCGAGAACUGGUUGGGAAUUCUCAUCUGGUGUCAAGAGCCAGACGAGGGUCGAGCCCAUUCUCAACCAGGAUGGAGUAAGAGAAAAAAUGCCUAUUAG
Molecule: messenger RNA, 2913 nt
Organism: Fusarium redolens
Lineage: Eukaryota; Fungi; Ascomycota; Sordariomycetes; Hypocreales; Nectriaceae
Product: putative beta-galactosidase A
Exons: 12
Coding region: 1-2913 (970 amino acids)
Biological process (GO): carbohydrate metabolic process
Cellular component (GO): vacuole
Molecular function (GO): beta-galactosidase activity
Source: RefSeq, a predicted model, not a curated record